CCAUUUUGGGAGGGGGAAAAACGAUAAUAGGGGCGGGGAGCAAGGAAUCGGGAUAUUUGGUGGAAAAAAAGAGAUUAAAACGUUUGUUUUUAGUGGAGUUACUUUUGUAUGCUUCGGCUAGACUUGGAUAAGUGUGAUUUUCGUCGGUAAUAUGGGAAACUGCCACACUGUGGGACCAAACGAGGCCCUUGUUGUUUCAGGUGGAUGCUGUGGCUCAGAUCAGAAGACUUACGUUGUAGGAGGCUGGGCCUGGGCCUGGUGGCUCAUCUCUGACAUUCAGAGAAUGUCUCUGGAGGUUAUGACCAUCCUCUGUCGCUGUGAGAAUAUCGAAACCUCGGAGGGUGUCCCUCUGGAUGUGACAGGGGUGGCUCAGGUGAAGGUGAUGACAGAAAAGGAGCUGCUGGGUUACGCCUGUGAACAGUUCCUUGGCAAAUCUGUGGUGGAGAUCAAAAGUGUCAUCCUGCAGACUCUCGAAGGUCACCUUCGAGCCAUCCUCGGUACUCUGACUGUGGAGCAAAUUUAUCAGGACAGAGAUAAGUUUGCCACCCUGGUGCGAGAGGUGGCUGCGCCUGAUGUCGGCCGCAUGGGCAUCGAGAUCCUCAGCUUCACCAUCAAGGACGUGUAUGAUAAAGUGGAGUACCUGAGCUCACUGGGAAAAACUCAGACGGCAGCUGUCCAGAGGGAUGCAGACAUCGGCGUGGCAGAGGCAGAGAGAGAUGCAGGCAUCAGGGAAGCUGAGUGCAAGAAGGAAAUGAUGGAUGUCAAGUUCAUUGCGGACACAAAGAUGGCAGAUUCCAAGCGAGAGUUGGAAAUGCAGAAGGCUGCAUUUAACCAGGAAGUGAACACCAAGAAAGCAGAAGCUCAGCUGGCAUACGAGCUGCAAGCAGCCAAAGAGCAACAGAAGAUCCGUCUGGAGGAGAUUGAAAUUGAGGUGGUACAGAGGAAGAAGCAAAUCACCAUCGAGGAGAAGGAGAUUGACCGCACAGACAAAGAGCUCAUCGCCACCGUCAGGAGACCCGCUGAGGCCGAAGCCUAUAAGAUGCAGCAGCUGGCCGAAGGACAGAAGAUAAAGAAGGUUCUGACUGCGCAGGCCGAGGCUGAGAAGAUUCGCUGUAUUGGUGAAGCUGAAGCUGCUUCCAUCGAAGCUGUGGGGAAGGCAGAAGCUGAGAAGAUGAGGCUGAAAGCGGAUGCCUAUCAGCAGUACGGAGACGCCGCCAAGACAGCCUUAGUCCUGGAAGCUCUGCCCAAGAUUGCCAGUAAGGUGGCGGCGCCUCUGGCAAAGACCAAUGAGAUCGUCAUCCUGAGCGGAGACGGCAGCCGCGUGACCAGCGAGGUGAACCGUCUAUUAGCCGAACUCCCCGUGUCUGUCAACGCCCUGACUGGAGUGGAUCUGACAAAGAUUCCUCUGCUCCAGAAGAUCACUGGUCCGCCGCCGUGCCAACCCGCCAUGUGAUGAGUCGUCAUUACUCUGGAAAUUCCAACAUGUAUCUGCCUCAAGCAUGAAACGUUGUUUUUUUUUUUUUCUUCUUCUACAACUGACCCCGUUAUGCAACACUUGACACCGUUUGAGA
Molecule: messenger RNA, 1571 nt
Organism: Thalassophryne amazonica
Lineage: Eukaryota; Metazoa; Chordata; Actinopteri; Batrachoidiformes; Batrachoididae
Product: flotillin-2a
Exons: 11
Coding region: 152-1453 (433 amino acids)
Biological process (GO): regulation of myoblast differentiation; protein localization to plasma membrane
Cellular component (GO): plasma membrane
Source: RefSeq, a predicted model, not a curated record